GGAAAAAUGAAAAAUUAAUUAGAAAUAGAGAGGGGGAGAGAGAGAGAGAGAGAGAGAGGGGGAGAGAGAGAGAAUGGAGGGAAAGAGUUCGAAUAGAGAAUUGCAGAGCAUAGUAGACGCCAUCGGUUGCUCAGAAGUCGUAGAGAGUCGUAUUCAACUGCUUGAUAAACUCGGCGACUUGGAAAUAUCGGAGAAAUCUGAUUUCGCUUGCCUCCUCCAAUGCCUCGCAAAUUUGUGGGAAGACUACACUUGUUUGGAUGUAAUCCAGUGCAUGUUGAACAAAGCUAUAUUGGAAGUGGCUGUAAAGCAUCUGGGUUCUGGCUUAUCCAGCUGUCCAGCCCAAUAUCUUGAACUUGGUACGAAGGCAAGCAUAUGGUGCGGAAAGCACCUGAAGAUGACUCUUAUGUCCACAGAGGAGUCCCAAGAAGAAGAGCAUUCCAAACUGUUUUUUGAGCUGCUCUUUAAUCUGCUGAGCUUUUCUGCUGCUAGUUUUUCAGCUCUGGCAAGAUACCCAGUUACAGUUAAUCAGCUGUCAAUGAAUAGCAUUGAAAAAUUCAUUCUGGAGCAGUUAAGCUUAACCAAAGACUUGGUGUCUGAGUUUAAGAGAAUCCAACUAUAUGGAUCAGAAGCACUAAAGGUUUCACAGGAGGUCAUUGACUCUGUGAUAAGGCUAUGUGGCGUGCAAGCUGGGGCUGUAAACUGGGGUUCCUAUGAUGAAAGGUUUGAGGACAAAAAUGGUAUAGACUGUGAAGUGAUAAAUGUUAAGGACUGUGUUAUCAACAUAAUAAAGCAUGCAAUAGAGAAACUCUGUGAGAUGGGCAUCAUUGCUGCUGACGGUGGAGGGAGUUUGGUAGCCAUUCUUAAUUUGUCAUGGAAGGGUGUGGUCACAUUGCUUCAGCUUGGUGAGGGGAUCUUAGCAGUAAAGAUGAAUAUAUCAGAUAUACUUGUAACUCUCAUCUCAUUAGUUAAUGAAUCUAUAAGAUGUGCUUCUGAGGCUUGGAAUUCUACGCUGAAGGAAACUGUUUCUGUAACAGAAGCCAGAAGAACAUUUCUUCCAAUAAAGUUUUACCUGAUUAAUGCAGUGAAAAUAUCCUCUUUAUAUCCAUGUCAAGCUUAUCUAGUUUACAAGGAGUUAACAUUCUGCAUCCUGAAGAUCUCAACCUUUAGAAUUUCAAUGUGCAAGGAAAAACUUUUGAAAACUGCCAGUGAAGUUUUCACUGAACUUUUGGAGAAAACAUCCUACGAUUUGCUUAACCCUAUACUAAUUUCAGAUCAAGUAAAGCAAGAAUGUAAAUUUGAGAUUCUAGACUGUCUGUUCUUCCAUGAAAAUGAUGCAAAUUUGAUAUCUGGAUGUCUGGAUGAGUGUAGCAGGAAUACUUCAAUAAAUGGUAGUCAGGUAUUACCCGAAAGAGGAGCAAUGCUGCUCGGUAGGGUGGCACUGUUUCUUAAUUUUUUGAGAUAUUCUGUUGAUUCUGAAGAAGAUACAAGAGUUGGGAUUAGCAGAAAGCUUGGGUGGUUUUUGGACCUUUUUGUCAAUGAAGAGGUAUAUUCUUCUAUUCUUAUUUUGCAACUUCCUGUGUCCUAUGGAUCUGGAAAGACUGUGGAAGUAAUUUGGCAGCCUAUGUUUUCUUUUCUUUUAAAUUCACUGCAAACAUUUCUGAUUGUUGUCUCUUCAAGUCUUGCUUGGAUGGAAGUGGAGUCUUUCCUUCUUGAGAAUCUUUUUCAUCCUCACUUCCUAUGCUGGGAGGUAGUAAUGGAGCUUUGGUGUUUUAUUGCACGUUAUGCUGAGCCAGGCAUGGUGAAUGGAAUUGUUAACAAACUUUGUUCAUUGUUGAAAUUUCUUGCAUCUGCUGAAUCAGUAUUUAAUCCCUGUUCUGCACUGAGAAGAUUGGCUAGAUUCAUCAGCAUGUUUCUCAGUUUUGGUGCACAAUCAUUGGUGGACCAAGUUAUAAAUUUCAUUGUGGGUGAUGAGAGAUCUGCAGAGUCGUCCAUUGUUCGUUUAGCUUUGUUAAUGGAGGGCUUUCCACUGAAUCUACUAUCAGACAAGAUCAGAAGUAUUACAACCCAAAAAGUCCUCACAGAUUACUUUGUUUUUGUAGAAAGUUUUGAUGAAAAAUCAAUAAGAGCUGGCAACAAUGGUUUUUUUGGGGUUCCGGUUUUCACUCUAUCUGCUUCCUUGCAGUCUCUACAGAUCAACUUGUCUGAUGUUGAUGUGAAGACCUUGAAGUUUUUAGUUUCUAUCAUUCAUAGUUACAAAGCUUGUGCAGACAAAUUAACAAAGAACCAUUGCCGGAAGCUUUUAAGUGAAACAUUAGGUAUCAUCUCAAAUAUGAAGCACCUAUAUGCAUCUGAUGAAAUGGAAGAAGUCGUUUUUGAGCUUGGAAAACUAUUUAUCUCUGGGCCAGCAGCCACAGAUAAAGAGUUGUAUCAAUGCAAACCAGAUCUGGCUCUUUUCAUGGCAGGUCUAGCACACAUGCACAUUCCAGAAACUGAUAAAAAUCCCAAAACCUCUGCUGCAUGGCAAUUGUAUCACAUGCUAUUAAGAGAAAGACAUUGGGCUCUGAUUCAUUUGGCUAUUACAGCAUUUGGGUAUUUCACAGCUCGCACUCUUUGCAACGAGCUUUGGAGAUUCGUCCCUCAUAAUGCAGCUCUUUCAUAUGAUUUAGAAUCCGGGAUCGAGGCUAAAGAGGAGAGAUUUAUGUUUGAAUUGAAGGCAUUUCUUGACAAGGAAAGGGCUCUUCAUACAAUUACUGCUAGCUCCGACCAGCUUGAGCUGCUUGCAAGGGAGGGUCUCAUGCUGAAAAAAUUGUUCCAAAAGCUUUCAGCCAUUAAUGCAGAGACUGCAGGAUGUAAAAGCAUGGACGUGGAUGGUGAAAACAGAUCCAUGGAAGUUGAUGGUGAAAAGCAGUGCAACAAGAAAAGGAAACUUCCCGAUGGAAUUAGCAAGGGAAUGGAAUUGCUACACAGUGGGUUGAAGGUUAUAUCUGAUGGAAUUUCCCAGUUGCAGCAACAUCAGCUCAGCUCAAUUGAACUCAACAAGUUCUUGACUCAUUUCUCUCGUUUAGAGGACCAGAUUGCUCAAUUAGUUGGCCUCACUGGUAAUGAUUAAAUCUUAACCUUUUCGAAAUAAGUUUGAAAGAUGUUAGGAUUCAGAUCACACGCUCUACAUGCAAGAAAGGAAUAACGGAAAUUGGCUUUUCCAUUAGUGCUUCAAAGCUGAUUAAUUGGUCUUUCUUACCCAGCCAAUUUGGAUGUUCCAUGAAAAUGGGAUCAUUGCAUUUCACAUUUCAUUGUGCAAAGCUUGUUUUCGGGAAAAUAGGGUGGCAGGUAACUGUAGGUGUCAUGAUAUAACUGGUUAAAGGGCACUAUAGUCGAGUUGAAAAAUGGUGUAAUUGGUAUAUGCUUUUGUAGUCCUGUAUACAAGUUAAAUUCCAAAGCUAUGAGUAGACUAGAUCAUAGACUUGCACUCUCUUUGCGUUUUGUAAGAAUUUUGGACGCUAUAACUUGUGGAUAUUACGCAUUAAAAGCAUGACAUUUUUGUCAAUUGAUAAUUGCCAUGUCAGCUGUGGAUCCCAUUAAAGAUGAUCACCACUUUUGGCAAAUAGCACACUAAUACAUUUUGUCAUCUAAUUAUUUCCUCUGUAUUUUCAUUUCUAUUUAAGGGUAAUUUCAAAACCCCAUUUUGCAUCACACACACACAUAUAUAUAUAUAUAUAUAUGUAUUCUUUUUCUUCUUUCAAACAUAUUAAGAAGAGAAAAGAAGAAGACUACUAAUAGCUAGUUAUAGGGAUAAAAAAGAAAAAAGAAAAAAAAGACAUGAAUCUUUUAACAAGUUGUGUGGCAAUUCCUCUUGUUGUGUUGGGAAUCACCAUUAGCAAUAUGAGCACACCAGUCAGUGGGAAGAAGCUGGAAAUCACCAUAGCUAAUGACUUGGGGAAUUUUUUGAACCUGACAGUUCAUUGUGUUUCUCCUGCAAAGGAAUAUGAUUUAGGGUUCCAAGUUGUUCCUUAUGGAGGAAGGUAUCAAUGGUUUGCGCAUGAUAGUUCUUACCUUUGCGACUUGGCAUGGCAUAAAAAAUAUGGCCGUUUUCUUAUUUAUGAAUCCAGAAGAGAUAAUCGAAGGUGUAAAGGUUGGUGCUUUUGGCGAAUAGCUCAGGAAGGUUUGUAUCUCCAUCUUGCAAAGCCUGCAGAUAGAGAUGAAUUGGAGUUUACAUGGGAUUAAUUACUUAUAUAUAUUUCUUAUAAAUUUGUUUGUGUACUAAGAAAAAGGACAAUAAAAAUGUUCUUGAUCCUAUUGGAGAUUGAUGUUCUAGUAUUAUAUUUUGUCAAUGAAACUUUUAAUAAUUUUUUUUUUUUUUAAA
Molecule: messenger RNA, 4360 nt
Organism: Ziziphus jujuba (common jujube)
Lineage: Eukaryota; Viridiplantae; Streptophyta; Magnoliopsida; Rosales; Rhamnaceae
Exons: 7
Coding region: 74-3109 (1011 amino acids)
Source: RefSeq, a predicted model, not a curated record